UUCAUCUCACACACUAUCGUCGACUGGUUCGUGCUCGUAACAGCGAGAAUCGCCCAGCAGUUGAAAAAUUUUCCUUGUACUUUCCGUAACAACAAAGCGAGAAAACAUCUGCCGACAACAUGUCCGCCUAUAAGAUGGAGACCGCACCAUUCGAUCCACGUUUCCCCAACCAGAACGUGACCCGCUAUUGCUAUCAAUCCUAUUUGGACUUUCAUCGCUGCCAGAAGAAGCGCGGCGAGAGCUUUGCCCCAUGCAACUACUUCAAGAAGGUCUACAAGACGAUGUGCCCCAAUGCCUGGGUCGAGAAGUGGGAUGAUCAGCGCGAGAGCGGCACAUUCCCUGGCCGCAUCUAAGCCCACACAUCCCACGCAUCUAGCAUUCAAUACAACAACAACAACAACAACAACAACAACCAAAACAACAACAACAACUACAACAACAGCGACUAAAUUAUGCUAGUUAAUAUCGUUUAGGGCAGGCAAAUUAACAAAUAUAAACAAAAAUUGUUACAAUCCAAAACAAAAA
Molecule: messenger RNA, 525 nt
Organism: Drosophila novamexicana
Lineage: Eukaryota; Metazoa; Arthropoda; Insecta; Diptera; Drosophilidae
Gene: COX6B
Product: cytochrome c oxidase subunit 6B1
Exons: 2
Coding region: 120-353 (77 amino acids)
Cellular component (GO): mitochondrion; respiratory chain complex IV
Source: RefSeq, a predicted model, not a curated record